Messenger RNA from Diplodia corticola, 1734 nucleotides. Its product is annotated as major facilitator superfamily protein. Gene Ontology annotation, biological process: transmembrane transport. The transcript has 2 exons. The record is from RefSeq and is a predicted model, not a curated record. NCBI's taxonomy places the organism in Eukaryota, Fungi, Ascomycota, Dothideomycetes, Botryosphaeriales, Botryosphaeriaceae. Gene Ontology annotation, molecular function: transmembrane transporter activity. Bases 1 to 1734 code for a protein of 577 amino acids.
AUGGAACCCAAAGACCACUCCAACAACGGCCACGCACGCAGCGAGCUAGACUCGAUGAGCGACAGAGCCAAGUCCGUCUCGCGCAAGAGCGACGACACGGCUAGGCUUGGCAUCCUUCAAUAUGAAGAAAGCCAAGGCUCAUCACCGAAGCAGUACAAGUACGGAUGGAGGUUCUGGGCCAUCUUCUUCGGCCUGGCCGUCACUGCUCUGAUCAGUGGCAUGGAGGGCGUCAUUCUAUCCACGGCGCUGCCGACCAUCUCGCGGGACCUUGGCCCCGGAGAAAACUAUUCGUGGGUGGUCAACGCCUACUUUCUCACCAGCGCUGCGGUCCAGCCGCUAUACGGACAACUUGCAGAUAUAUUCGGGCGCAGAUGGAACAUGCUGGGUGCGGUCGCAAUCUUCGGCCUGGGCAGCGGCAUCUGUGGCGGUGCAAUGAGCUCCACUAUGCUGAUCGCAGGCCGUGCCGUUCAGGGCAUCGGCGCCGGCGGCCUAAACAUGCUCAUCGACGUCAUCAUCUGUGAUCUGGUGCCUCUCCGCGAGCGAGGCAUGUACGUGGGGUUGCUAUUCAUGAUCGUCACCGUUGGAUCUGCUGCCGGGCCCGUCAUCGGUGGCGCCAUUGUUGACAAUACAUCCUGGCGCUGGGUCUUCUACUUCAACUUGCCCUUCUGCGGCUUGGCCCUCGUCCUCCUCUGGGCCUUCCUCCGUACAGCCUUCCAAAACGAGGCAUCGCUCGCCAACAAACUCAAGCGCAUCGACUACAUUGGUAAUGCCAUUAUCAUGGGCGCCACCGUUGCCACGCUAUUCGCCGUCACCUACGGCGGCACCCGUUAUGCCUGGUCCUCUCCGCACACCCUCGUCCCUCUUAUCCUCGGCAUACUUGGCUUCGUCAUCUUCGCCCUGUUCGAAUGCUCCCGUUUUGCCCCAAACCCCGUCAUUCCGCCCCGCCUCUUUACGAACCGCACCUCUUGCAUCGCCUACUUUGUCACCUUCCAGCACGCGAUUGUCACCUACUGGGUCACGUUCUUCCUGCCCGUCUACUUCCAGGCCGUACUGCGGGCCACGCCCACCCGGGCUGGCGUCAUGAUGCUGCCCACAGUCACCAUCUUUGCUCCCUUUGCCGCCAUCGCCGGCGGAGUCGUUUCAAAAACGGGGCGCUACAAGCCGGCCAACAUUGGCGGCAUGCUCAUCGCCACCAUUUGCGUCGGCUCUCUGUCUGUGCUCGACGCUCACACGCACACAGCUGUUUGGGUCGUCUUGCAAGGGUUGGUGGCUGCGGGCUUGGGCACGGUGAUCAGCACGCUGCUGCCGGCGGUACAGGCUGGCGUGCCCGAGACGGAGGCCGCGUCGACGACUGCCACACUCGCCUUCAUACGCAGCAUUGCUACGGUUUGGGGCAUUGCGAUACCCGCUGCUAUUUUCAACAACCGGUUCGACCAGCUGCUGCCGAGCAUCGACGACGCAGGCGUCCGUGUUAUGCUGUCGAACGGUAAGGCCUACGAGCGUGCGUCCAGGGACUUCAUCAACAGCUUUCAAGAGCCACUGAGGAGCCAAAUUAUUGGCGCGUAUUCUCGGAGUUUGAGCAGGAGCUGGACGAUUGCUGUGGUAUUCGCGGGCACGGCGCUGGUUGCGGCCUUCUUCGAGAAGGAGCUUACGCUUAGAACGGAGCUCGAGAAUGAGCAUGGGCUCGAGAAGAAAACCGACGGUGGGAAACCCAUGGGAAGCAACACUGUGUAA